Messenger RNA from Plasmodium gallinaceum, 4170 nucleotides. Its product is annotated as conserved protein, unknown function. The coding region runs from base 1 to 4170 and encodes 1389 amino acids. The record is from RefSeq and is a predicted model, not a curated record. The transcript has a single exon. Lineage: Eukaryota; Apicomplexa; Aconoidasida; Haemosporida; Plasmodiidae.
AUGAAAAUAAAAAAGUCUUUUUUUUUAAAAAUUCAUAGUAAUUUUAUUCAUUAUAAAUGCUAUAAAAAUAACAAAAUAGUAAAAAAUGAAUAUACUAACAAUAAAUUACUAGAAAAUGUCAAUUAUUACACUAAAAAAGAAAAAAAAAAUAUUUUAAAACAAAUUUAUGAAAAUAUUACUCUGAAAAAGAAUCACUUAAAAGAAGAAUUAUUAAAAUUUUACAUGAACGAUAAAGAUAUAAAACAAAUAUUAGAACAAGAAAAAAUAUAUAAUGAAAGUAGUAAAAUAUUUAAAAUAAAUCAAAUAGAAAGUAAUGAAGAAAUUUUAAUUAAUAAAUUUAAUAAUUUUUAUGAUUUAUUACAUUUCUCAAUAGAAAAUUUAAAAAGAAAAGAUUUUUCUUUUAAUAAAAGCGGAUAUAAAUUAAAUGAUUUUUUAAAUUCUCCAAAUAAUAUACUAGAAAAACAUGAAUUCAUUAUAAAUAACUUAGAUAUAAUCAAAAAAUAUAUACUUUUUAUUGAAAAAAAUUUGAAUACAUACAACAACACUUCAUAUUCCUUUAAAAUAUAUUUUUCUCUAAAUAAAUUUAUAGUCUAUUUUUUUAAUUAUUCAUUUCCAUACAUUAAUUUUUUUGAUUAUAAAUUAUUAUACAAAUAUACCCUUCUAUUUAUAAAAUUAAAUCUCUUGGAAAAUUAUGAGAUACUUAAUCAAAAAAAAAACAAGUCAGAAAAUAUAUAUUCUGUAAAUAUAUCAAAUGAAGAUAUUUUUUAUUUAACAAAAAAUAACGUCAAAAAUUCAUUGCAAUUAUUAAUAUUAUUAAGUAAUCAGGUAAGUUAUUAUAAUUUACCUGACAUAUCAGAAUUUUUUUUUUUAUUUUUAAAAAAAACAAAAGUAAAUGAAUUAAUUAAAAAUGUUAAUGAUUAUAACUUGAAUAGUAUAAAAAAUGAAAAAGAAGAUACUAUUAAUGGAAAUAUUUAUAAGAAGCAACUUCCAGAAGAAAAUAAUUUAUCUGCAUUUGAAUCAACCCAUAUGGAAGUUGUAUGUAAAGGAAAUAAUAACAUAAACGACUUACAUGAUUAUAGUUAUAUAGUUUGCUUAUAUUUUAAUUCCUUAUUUUUAUUAAAUAAAAUUAUUAGUAAUAAUAUUCUAUUUUCAUCAAAUAUAAAUAAAAAUAUAUCUCACUUAUUUGAUUGUAUAGCAAUAUUAUGUGAAAAUAUAUUCGAUGAAACUUUUAGUGAAAGAAAAAUCAUGAAUUUAAAUUUUUUUUUAAUUAAUAAUCAUGUAAAAAAAUAUAUAAUAAAAGAUAUAAUAUUUAACCAUUUGAUGACUCAUAGAAUUGAAAAAAAUCAUUAUUCAUGUAACACAUCAGAUAACUAUUUAAUAAAUAGUAAUACUCAUGAAGAUGAUUUUAUAAAAAAAAGUGUGAAUUAUUUAAGUAAUAAUAAUAUUUUAGAAAACAACAAUAAUGAACAUAUAAAUAAUUUUAUAAUGAAUAAUAAAAAUGAUAACAUUUUUGUAAGUAAUAAUACAGAGAUAAAAAAUGUUAAAAAAAAAAAUAUAAAAAGUGAUAAAAAACACAAUUCAAAUGAUAAUUUAAAAUUUUUUAAUGAUUUUACUUUUAAUAACAAAGAAAAUGGAGAUGAUAAUGAAAUCUCGUUAUUAAAACAGAAAUCUUUUUAUGAAGAAUGCUUUUUAAAUUUAUAUAAAAAUACAGGAUAUAAUGUAAAAUUAUUUUUUAAAAAUAUGUGUCAUUAUUUUAUUUUAUAUGAUUGUGAUAAUAUUCUUAAGUUUCUUCAAGUUAUAUAUGUUACAAAAUAUACUGAUUUAUAUAAUAUAAAUGUUUUGUUCUAUAGUAUAUGGUUAAACUCAGAUUUUUUAAAAAAUUAUCAAAUUAAAAACGUAUUGUUUUUUUUAUCUCUGUUUAAGAGUAAUUUUAUAAUAAAAAACAUUGAUUUACAGAAUACAAUUUACAAUUGUUAUAAUAAGCAAUUAAUAUUUUAUUUAAGAAAAAAGUUAGAAAUAUAUUUUGAAAACAAUUCAUUAGAAAAUAGUAUUAAAAGUAUAUUUACAUUAUGUGACUUAAUAAGUUACAAUAAAGUUAUAAAAAAAAUUAUGUUGAAAAAAUUAGUUUUAUUAAACUUUAAUCACAUACAUCCAACAAUGUUCUGUCAAAUUUUCUUUUUAUUAAAUAAAUUAAGAUUUAAUUCCAGUAACAAGCUGUUUUCUGAAUUAUUUUUAAAACAUUAUAAAAAAGUAAUUAAUUUUUUAACACAUACAGAAAUUCUUGAUUUAAUUAAAAAUAUGGAAUAUUUAAUAAAUAAAAAAAAAAGAAAAAUAUUUUUAGUUAUGAUUUUGCAUUUUUUUAGAAAGUUAAAAGCAAAUAAUUAUAUGUAUACUCCAUGUUACUUUAAUUAUAUUUCUAAAUUAAUAAACAUUAUAAAUAAGUUUAAGUUGUAUGAAUACUGCAGAAAAGAAUAUUUUUAUCCCAUAUAUCAUUUUAUUUUUUCAUCUAAUGAGGAGAAAACUGCUUUUAACAAGGAAAAAAAAUAUUAUUUAUCUAAUAGUAAUAAUAUUUGUAAUUAUAACAAUUAUACUUUUUUAAUUAAAGAUAAUAAAACUGUAUUACUAGAGAUGAAUGCAAAAGAAAAAAAAAAUAUAUAUAUUUCUUCCAUUAUAAAAAAUGAAAAUAGCACUAUUCCAAAUACAAAUAAUGAGAAUGAAAAAAAUAGUAAAAAUAUUAAAAUAAAAUUAGAAUUAUUAACAAUUAAUCAAAUAUUAGAUUUAAUUUUUUUUAUUAUUAAUACCAACACAAAUAUAUAUAUUAUUAGUGAAUUAUAUACAGAUAUAUAUUUUAGAAUUCUUAGAAAUGUAACUGUUUCAAAAAAACAAUUGAUAUUAAUUUUUAGAAGUAUAUGGUUAUCGAGAAUUUUUCAUUUAAAUUUGUUCAAUGUUUUAAUAGAUAUUAUCUCAUGUAAUCAAAAAUUAGUCGAUAAUUCUAUUUUCUCAUUAGAUAUACUAUUAUGUUUGUGCUCAUAUAAACACAAACAAAAUUAUGAACAGUUAAUAAUUUCAUUAUUUCAUAUAUGCUUUGAUGAUAUAGAUAAAAUUUUAAAUAACGUAAAAAAACAAAUACUUUUUUAUUAUUGCUUUUUAUUUUUGGAAAUAUAUUACCCAUUAUUGUUUUUAAAAGUUUCUAACAAAAUAAAAAAUAAUUUUUUUCAUGAUGAAAUUCAAAACAAAGAAUUAUCAGAUAAAGGUAAUAUAAAUAUAAAUCAAAAUUUAAUUAAGAAAAACAAUUUUGAAAAUAAUAAAGGAAGAAUAAAGCAUAGAAAAAAUUAUGAUAACAAUACGAUACAUAUAAGAAUAGAUAAAAACCUAAAAAAAAUAGAAAGAAAUGAGAAUACCUUAGAAAAUAUUGAAAAUACCUCAUAUUAUGAAAUAAAAGAUGGUACUACAAAUAGUAACAAUGAAAUGAAUUAUUUAGAUGCUUCUUACAAAAUUAAUAUAUUAAAUUAUUUAAGACAAUUUUUUUUUCUUCAACAAAAAAAAAAUGCAUAUAGUUACGAUUUAUUUCAUUUUUCUGAAGUUCUCAAUAGUUUAAAUGUGACAAAACUAAAAUUUAAUAAUGUAGAUAAUAUUUUUUUUAAAAAUUAUGAGUUAAAUAAUUUAUUUGUAUUGAAUAUAUAUUUUCCUUUUAUGAAAUUUUGUAUUUUGUUUACAAAAGACAAAAAUAUUUCAAAAAAUUCAAGAAAUUAUAGGAUGAAUAAUUUCAUUAUGAAUGAUAGUAGUGUUUUAAUAAAAAAAAAAGAAUUUUCUGAGUAUAAAAUGGAAGAAAAUUCUUAUAAGGAAACUAAAUUAAAUAAUGGUGACAUGAAAGAAUUUAAUUUUUCUUUUGAUUAUAAUUAUCGAAGUGAUAUUAAUAUACUUGUACAAAAAUUAUAUUUGUAUAAGAAUUAUAAAAUAAAUGUUAUUGAAAUACCUAUUGAAAAAAUAAAAAUAUUUUUUAAGAUAAACAACAAUGAAAAACAAAAUUCAAUUAUAAAUGAAUCAAAUUUCUUAUUUGAACAAGUAUACCAACAGAUUUUAAAAAACAAAAAAGAUAAUUGUGUAGAUUUAAAUAUCUUAUCAUCACUUCUAAUAAAACAAUUACAAUUCAUUUUUCAACUAAAUUAA